Molecule: messenger RNA, 649 nt
Organism: Scheffersomyces amazonensis
Lineage: Eukaryota; Fungi; Ascomycota; Pichiomycetes; Serinales; Debaryomycetaceae
Gene: PFY1
Product: profilin
Exons: 1
Coding region: 69-449 (126 amino acids)
Cellular component (GO): cell cortex
Molecular function (GO): actin monomer binding
Source: RefSeq, a predicted model, not a curated record
GACCACUAUUAAAGCGAUAAAGCUUGAAUUAUAUUCUAAUUAUUAUCAAUUGAUAAGUAAAUAUCAUCAUGUCUUGGCAAGCAUAUACUGACAACUUAGUUGCUACUGGAAAACUUGAUAAAGCAGCAUUAUAUUCUAGAGCUGGUGAUUCAUUAUGGGCUCAAUCAUCAGGUUUUCAAUUACAAGCUAAUGAAAUUUCUGAAAUUGCUAGAGGUUUUGAUGAUCCAAGUAAUUUACAAGCUCAUGGUUUACAUGUUCAAUCUCAAAAAUAUUUUUUAUUGAGAGCGGAUGAUAGAUCUAUAUAUGGUAAACAUGAAGGUGAAGGUAUUAUUGCUGUUAGAUCUAAGCAAGCUAUUUUAAUUGCUCAUUAUCCAGCUGGUAUACAAGCUGGUGAAGCUACAACUAUUGUUGAAAAAUUGGCAGACUAUUUAAUUAGUGUUGGUUAUUAAUGGAGUUUUGGUGUAUUUAUUAACUACAGAUUUAAACGGUUAGACGUCCUUUACUUGUAAUACCCAAAUAAUACGGUUUUUUAGUUUAUAUAUAUUGAAAUAAUUUCACUAUAUUUUAAAAUUUAUAAAGUAUAUGUUUUAUGUUUUAUUGUUUUAAUUAAAUACUAAUAUUAUAUUAUAUUAAAAUUAUUUUGUAUUAA